GGUGCGUUCCCGUCGGCCCAGCCCUCGGGGGUGGGGGCCGUACCCCAGGACCCCGCCGGCUGUGGGCGUCCCCCCCAGGCCGGAGUCGCUGCGGGCCCCGGUGCGGCGGCGGUGGGAGGCCCGCGGGAGGAGGCCCCCGACGGCCCCCUGGAAAACUGUUUUCAAGAUGGAGAGAAGGAUCUGGAAACCGGUGGUGAGCAGUGGCCGGAAUCUGGGCUGCUGGAGGCGCAGGCCGAGGACGUGAAGCCCGAUGCGUGCGCCCUGGCCGUGGGAGGAGAGGAGAGGCCCACCGAGGCCGAGGGGGCGGCGCCGGAGGCCGCGGAAAUGGAGGCCAGGCCCGGGGGUGAAGACAUGGAGGUGGUGGUGGAGGAGAGGAAGGAGGAGGCCGGACACUGGUACCUGAACGUAGACCUCCGCAUGAACCCCCUGGAGGCCAUCCAGCUGGAACUGGACACCGUGAACGCGCAGGCCGAUCGAGCCUUCCAACAGCUGGAGCAGAAGUUUGGGCGGAUGCGGCGUCACUACCUGGAGCGGAGGAACUACAUCAUUCAGAACAUCCCCGGCUUCUGGAUGACCGCCUUUCGGAACCACCCUCAGCUGACCUCCAUGAUCCGGGGCCACGACGCCGAGAUGUUAAGGUACGUCACCAAUCUGGAGGUGAAGGAACUCAGGCACCCUAGAACUGGCUGCAAGUUUAAGUUCUUCUUUCGAAGAAACCCCUACUUCAGAAACAAGCUGAUCGUCAAGGAAUAUGAAGUCCGAUCCUCCGGCCGAGUGGUGUCUCUCUCCACCCCCAUCAUCUGGCGCCGAGGGUACGAACCCCAGUCCUUCAUUCGUAGAAACCAAGAGCUCGUCUGCAGCUUCUUCACCUGGUUCUCAGACCACAGCCUUCCAGAGUCUGAUAAAAUUGCUGAGAUUAUCAAAGAGGACCUGUGGCCGAAUCCACUGCAGUACUACCUGUUACGUGAAGGAAUCCGUAGACCCAGACGUCGUCCAAUAAGGGAGCCAGUGGAGAUCCCCAGACCCUUCGGGUUCCAGUCCGGUUAACGCUUGCCUUUGGGCAUCUGCUGCUCAAGGCCCAGUUCUAUUUACUGCUGUGCAAUGAGUAUGCUGCUUUUUUUUUUUUGGUCCCUUGACCUUUUCUGCGUCUUCCCUGGAGUUCUCUCAAUCUCAAGACUGAAACUGUUGUGGUCACGCUUCUCUACUUCACAUGGCCUUCUUGCUAUUCUGCACGCUUGCUCCAUGCUGCAUAUCCGUGAUUCACACCCACUUCUAACAGAAGCAAAUGAUGCUAUAGAAUGCACUGCCUUUGCCUUGCCACACCCUGUUUUUCCCAGGGCCUCUGAAUUUGGUUACUCUCACCUGGAUUUCUAGCUUUGUCUAGAAGCCCGUUGUUACUACUCACCCUGCUCUGUAUCUGCAGUACCGGCUCAGGCCUGUGCACAAUAGGCAUUGAUGAUGGUCAAGGGACAACAACAGUGGGCCAUUUUUUCUUUGUAAUUUAUGCUACCCCAUUCCUCUUUCUGCACUGGUUACCUACCAAAUAUUGCCUGCUGUGAGCUAUCCCAACCCCUAUUGGACUGUUGCAAAGUCCCAGUCCACAUUCCCUCUUUUUUUUUCCUCCCCUAAGAUACUUAAGAAACAUCAGUGAACGUAGACAGCUUAGUUUAUGUUGGGCCUUGUCAUUUCUAGAGAUGAGAGAGUUUCCCACUGUUUGAAGUGUGAUUGCCUCUUCUCUUCCCAACUCCCUAGCCUUAACAAGUUGUGAAGAACUAAAGGGAGCUAGAUCUAGAUGGAAAGAGGUGGAUGGAAUAAUGAUAACAAUUGAUGAAAGAACUAAGGAGAUUGUAACGGGUUCCUUAAGUAUGGGGAACAGAAAUGGCUGGAGACAAAUGAGCCAGGUAAAACUUGAGCUGAGAAUGAAAACUGGGCUGACUAGUCAGCCCUUCAAGUAUUAUUCUGUUCAUGGUGAUAGGAGGAGAAAUAUUUUUUUCAGAAUUGUCAGAAAAACUGCAGGGAAUUUGGAAUGUUAAAUAUGUUGCCUAGAGAUUCUUUAAAGAAACUGCAAACUUGUUAUGUUUUCACUUUAUAUGUGAUCUCAUGUGUGUGAAGGUUAAUAUUGUGCCCUUAUUUUUACCAGUAUCUAGUAUUUUGUUUCUGCUUACUGGAACAGCUUAGCUGAACAAGCUUUCUUUUGCUUUUGUUUGGCAGCAAUUGAAUAAAAGUCUUUCUUGGACAAUAUUAAGACUUAAGUGGAUAUUUAUGACAGUUUUCAACUUGUUCUUGUUUCUUUUAAACUAUAUUCUUAGAAACAUAGUUUGGAUAAAUUGGUAUUUAUCAGAUCUGUAAAAUUAUUGUCUUUGUGGAAAAAUAAUCUAUAAAAUUGUGGCUUAUUUUGAUAAUUGGCUCUAAUAACAAAUUAGUAAUUGAUGUAUCUGUUCCUAAAUUGUAUAAAUUCUUGUAAGAUUACUCUAUGUGGAAGUGUACUAUUGCCUAAUUUUGUUUCCCUUUAUAUGUGUGAUGGUAAAAUAAAAGCAUGCCUCUGCUAGA
Molecule: messenger RNA, 2550 nt
Organism: Dipodomys spectabilis (banner-tailed kangaroo rat)
Lineage: Eukaryota; Metazoa; Chordata; Mammalia; Rodentia; Heteromyidae
Gene: Tspyl1
Product: TSPY like 1
Exons: 1
Coding region: 325-1047 (240 amino acids)
Biological process (GO): nucleosome assembly
Cellular component (GO): nucleus; chromatin
Molecular function (GO): histone binding; chromatin binding
Source: RefSeq, a predicted model, not a curated record